AUGCUAGAUAGAUUUCCUCCUGAAAUAUUAGAAAAUGUGCUAGAGUACCUGGGUCAAGAGGAAAAAGUCUCCUUGACUUAUGUUUCACGUAUCCUAUAUAAACAUUCGAUCCCUUCACUAUACAGACAUUUGCUAUUAAAUGACUGUUAUUACUUCCCUUGUCAAUUGGAUCCAACUAUAGGUACCAGACAUUGGUCAGUUUUAUAUCUAUCCUACAAUUACAAUUCUUCCAAAAGGAAAGAAUUAGCUAAUAGGAAGUACCUGACUCUAAUUAGAAGUUUAGAGUCAAAUCCAGAAAAAUUAUGCCCAUUGAUAUAUUCUUUACAUCUGGAAUGGCAUAUCAAUGAUUCAUUAUUAUCAAGAUUUUUAAAAGUUAUAAUUGACCACGCAGUCAAUCUUAAAUCAGUGGAAAAUUUCAUAAAAAAAUACAUAGGUAUUACACUAAUGAAAAAUAAAUCAAAUUUAGAAUCGUUAAAUUUAUUCCCUCCGGAUUCAUAUCCAGUAGAAGGUGGUGCAUCUCCUGCAUAUUUCAAUGGAUUGCGUGGUUUACUAAAAACUUAUUCGUUUGAUCAUGUUAAGAAUUUAAACGUCCAUGUCAAUUGUCGAACCUUUUUCAAACCUUUGAAGAAUCCUUUGAAAAUAGAGUCUCUAUGUCUGAACCUACGACACGAUACAUUUGAUACAGAUCCAUUAGCAACUGCUAUAAGAACAAAUUAUUAUGAUAUAUUCGAUGUGGAUACUUUAAAGGAAUUGGAAAUUUUGUCAUGGUAUAGUGACGGUGACACCGAUUGGGAAACUUUACACAUGCUAUAUGAUUUAUGGGGGUUAAGAGAUUUUGGUAAAUUUAAUAACAUUGAAAACUUCACCAUAUUACAAUUACUUUAUAAUGAACAAUAUUUGACGUUUUUCCUAAAGUCAUUUCAUAAUUUGAAAAGAGUGAAGCUGGACUAUUUAGAUUAUAUUGACGGUACCUUUGUUAAAUCAGAACAAAUUGAUCUGCUAGGGAGAUUAGGCUGUUCAAAAUCUUUAAGAUAUAUCGAUUUGCAUAUGACAAAAUUAGAACCUAAACUUCUCGAAAUACAUCAUUUUGAGAAUCUUUCAGUCUUUGAGAUAAAUAUGUCAUGCAAGUGUAGUGACUGUGGUGACACUUUAAAAAAUGUUAUAUUAAAAAAAUACUUCCCAACAAAAGAUACAUUUACAGUCAAUGGUUUUAGUCAUUUACACAAGAGGGACUUUUUUUUACAAAUAUUUAAACUUUUCCCAAUAUUCCCAUAUUAUCCAUUUGUCGACAGCCAUCCAACUAUAGGGUAUAAUUCCAUGCCAUUAAAUCAUCAUGUCGAAGGUGUGAAUAAGUUGCUUAACUAUGAACCAAAUGAUGUGAAAUACAUUACCGAACAAGAUAUAAUAAAGAUAUAUCAUGCCAUGCUGCAUUCAAUGAGAAAGUCAUUCGAUAGCUUUCUUCAGAAAUUCCCAAACUUAGAAUAUUUAAUUUUGAAUGGUGUUGCAACUAAAGUAUUACAGGUCGAUGAACAUCAAAGAUGUAAUAUGCCGUUGUUCUACUGCAACGGCUACAAGAGUAAUCAAGUGUAUGAACUAGUGAGUGAUUCAUUGUUUGACUAA
Messenger RNA from Vanderwaltozyma polyspora DSM 70294, 1620 nucleotides. RefSeq lists its product as uncharacterized. Lineage: Eukaryota; Fungi; Ascomycota; Saccharomycetes; Saccharomycetales; Saccharomycetaceae. The coding region runs from base 1 to 1620 and encodes 539 amino acids. The record is from RefSeq and is a predicted model, not a curated record. The transcript has a single exon. Gene Ontology annotation, molecular function: protein binding.